Lizanozyma spartinae is the source of this 1503-nucleotide messenger RNA. RefSeq names its product alkaline phosphatase. NCBI's taxonomy places the organism in Eukaryota, Fungi, Ascomycota, Pichiomycetes, Serinales, Debaryomycetaceae. Gene Ontology annotation, molecular function: alkaline phosphatase activity. Bases 1 to 1503 code for a protein of 500 amino acids. The record is from RefSeq and is a predicted model, not a curated record. Gene Ontology annotation, biological process: dephosphorylation. The transcript has a single exon. Gene Ontology annotation, cellular component: fungal-type vacuole membrane.
AUGAAGUGCAUUCUUUAUCUCCUUGCUUGUUACUUGUGUGGAUUGGUUGCUGCUGCUCAACCUACCAAGUACACAAACAAGAAGAACUUGAUUUUUUUGGUUUCAGAUGGUACCGGUGCCACUUCCUUCUCCUUUGCUCGUACUACCAAACAAACUCAAGACUACUCCGACACCACUGACUACUUUAAGAAUGCUACUUACUACGAUGUGUUGUCAAUUGAUGAUUACGUUAUUGGUAACAUGAGAACUAGAUCGUCAUCCAACUUGGUCACUGACUCUGCGGCCGCGGCUACUUCUUUCUUCUGUGGUAUCAAGACUUAUAACGGUGCUAUGUCUGUUGACGACGACGGUACACCUCACGGCACUCUUUUCGAAGCCGCCAAAUUGGCUGAUUACAAGACUGGUAUUGUGUCUACCACUUUUGUUCAAGAUGCCACCAUCGGUGCUCCAGCUUCUCAUGCCUUGAGCAGAAAGUAUUACGACUUGAUUGCAUCCCAAAUGUUGGGUAUGGACCAUCCUAUGGGUCCCGUUCUUGAUGUCAUCUUGGGUUCUGGUAAGGCAUACAUGUACAACAAGAAUGUCACCGCUUACGGUGUUAAAGGUGCCAGAGCUGACGACAGAGAUAUAAUUUCUGAAGCCAUUCAUGAUGGCUGGCAAUAUGUUGGUAAUGUUACUUCCUUUGAAGAGUUAGAUGAAGGUAAAAACGUUUCAUUACCUCUUUUGGGUCUUUUCGGUGCCAAAAACUUUCCUUAUGAAAUUGACAGAAACCCUAAGGAAUACCCAUCUUUGAAGCAAAUGGCUAUCACUGCCUUGAAUUCUUUGACAGAGGCUACCAAAGACUCUGAACAAGGUUUCCUUCUUUUGAUUGAAUCUGCCCGUACUGAUCACGCUGCUCACGGUAACGAUGCUGCUACUCAUUACCACGAAUUGGCCGCCCACGAUGAAGUGUGGUCCGCUGUUGUUGACUAUGCUUCUCAAUUAGAUGACGAAACCUUGGUUGUUUCUACCUCUGAUCACGAGUGCGGUGGUUUGACUUUGGCUAAACAACUUGCUGGAGAGAAACAAGCUGUCUAUGACUGGUACCCAGAAUUCCUCUUGAAGGCUAACAACUCUGGUGAGUACUGCGGAAACUUAUACUCCAAGUACAAUGGCACUGAUAACUCUACCUACAUCAAAACCUUGUUGACCGACUAUAUGGGUGUUGCUGCUACCAACAUCACUGAUGACGAUAUCCAAAAGGUUUUGAAGGCUCCAUCUGUUGCCGUUGCUUUGGGUCAAGUUGCAUCUGACAAGGCCCAUGUUGGUUGGUCAACCACUGGUCACUCCGGUGCCGAUGUUCCUAUUUACGCCUACGCCAACAACAGAAACGCUUAUGAAGAAGCCGUUGCUAACAUUGGUGCUAACGUUGAAAACAUUGAAUUGGCUGACUUCUUUGCCUACUAUUUGGAUGUCGAUCUUUCCAAGGCCACUGAAAAGGUUGCUGACAUCAAGGUUAAGCCAUAA